Messenger RNA from Teleopsis dalmanni, 1313 nucleotides. RefSeq lists its product as uncharacterized. The coding region runs from base 58 to 1254 and encodes 398 amino acids. The record is from RefSeq and is a predicted model, not a curated record. The transcript is spliced from 2 exons. Lineage: Eukaryota; Metazoa; Arthropoda; Insecta; Diptera; Diopsidae.
CUCUCAGGCAUUGAUUGCAUUCUGUCAGUGAAGCUCAUUGCGAAAAGACGUUUCAACAUGAUGGUCUGGAGAUUUCUGUCGUUAGCUCUGUUGCUAACCAUAUCUUUUGCUAAUAUCAAUGGAAUCAACAGUGAAUGCAAAAUUCCACUCACCUCAAGCCAUAUGUUUUUGGUGCAAGUACCUUUGGUCUUCCAACAAAAUGGAGAACUCUAUCCGACUACAUACAAUGAAAAAGUUCAACAAAUCGAAAUGAAUAUAAAAAAUAAUGAAGAGGUGAUGUUCUCUUGUGGACCAAAUUAUUUGCGAAAUUUUAUGAAAAAAGAAGUCCUCAAUGUCAAAUGUAAUGGCGAAACCGGUAAUUUCAGUGUUGUGGCUAAUCCUGAACAGGAAAUGAGUAUUAAAAUGUAUUCGUGUGAUUUACGUGUUAUUGAGGAAGUUCUAAUACCCGUUGAAGGAUGUACAAAUGAAAAAUGGACUUCCGUGAAUUUUGGUUAUGUUGAUCCAAAUGAGAAAUUAACAUAUGUUUUGGGCUCUGCUUGUUAUGACAUGAAUGAGGCACGUACCAUAUUUGCACAUGUCAAAAUGGGAAAAACAGGUUCCAAUAUCCUACAAAAAUUAGAUAAAAAUUAUCUCGUCACUAAUCAGCACCCAGAUGGACGUUACAAAAUUGAACUUCUACGAAGUUUAAAUUUUGAUGAAAUCUAUGAAAAUAUACGUACUCACUUAAACACAUCACCGCCACCAAUGGGCAUACAGCACUUUAUAGAUGAAUCACUACUGAGCAGUAGUCAAUUUCAAGCUGUAAAGAAAUUAAGUUGGAAUUAUUAUAUUGGACCGGAGAAAUUAGAUGCACUUGAUUCUCUCAAGCAAGAUAUACGACAUCUGAGUGAGGGUAUAAACAUUGAUUUAUAUGUCGGUAGUCAUGGUGUUAAUUUCAUAAAUGGAAAGAAUGGUCACAAAUUAAAAAUAUAUUUACGGUCACACCAACGUUUCCCAAUGCCCGAACUUAUUUGGUUCGUGGUUAAAUAUCAAAAUCGUGCAACUGCUUUUGGAGUUUACAAUGAUCUUAUCGAGGGUAACAUCAAUAGGGAACAUGAAACUGCAAUUUGUCAGAGUGAAUGUGAGAAAAUAACUUGGUUAUCGGAUGCCAACAAAAGAAAUAGAAAAUCUUUAGUUUGUUGUUCCUAUGCAGAUUUGAAGAAAGUGGUCAACAAAGUACCCAACUUGGACGAUGUCACCGAUAUGUUGCUCUAAUUUUUUUUAUUUUUUUCUCCUUAAUAAAAAUAAGUACAUAAUUUUUGAAAUUCAUUAAA